AGUACGCGGUGGUGGACUGUUCUACGUUCAUUCUGGCCCUUGACCUUUCUCGUGUACUGUUUCCUUACUUGCUCCCAUCCCAUCCCGCCCUCCAUCCCCUCCCUUUCACGUCUUUACACAACAAAAUGGUGGUCAUAGACGACUUCGAGCGUGAUCCGGAGAAGAACUUGGCCGUCAUCAGCCCUGGAACAGCUGAGGACGACGAGUUACCACCUACCAUUGCUGCAAGACGUCGUAUCAGAUAUCUUGACGACGAUGAGGAGGCACAAGGUGUAGGUGGUCCUUCCAACAACGAAUUCGGACCUCCUUUGCGGAGACGCAGCUCUGCCUUCUCCAUCCACUCUCUGUCAAGCGUGCGAAGUGCACGUUUUGUUGACCCAGCACUUAUACUCCCAGUCCAAUAUCGUACUCUCAGCCACAAUAUUGCCAACACCGACGACAAUGUGAUCACCAAAGCGAAGGAUGCCCGAGAAAAGGCAGCGGUGGACGUCGGAAACCUCGACUGGCACACAAUCUCUCCAGAAGAGACCUGCAUCCGCUUGAAGACCUCGAUUGAAUCUGGUCUAACUGCUACCGGAGUCAAGGAAAAGGCAACUGAAUUUGGACCAAACGUCCCUAGUGCACCUCCAUCUCAUCUGGCUUCCAAGAUCUUCGGCUACCUUUUUGGAGGGUUUGGCGCCAUCCUACUCGGCGGCAGUAUUCUUGUCUUUAUAUCCUGGAAACCAUUGGGACAUCCUCCUGAGGUGGCCAACCUUGCUCUGGGCAUCGUGCUGGCUGCAGUGUUCGUCAUUCAAGCCGUGUUCAACGCUUGGCAGGAUUUCUCGUCUUCCAGGGUGAUGAACAGCAUCACGGGAAUGCUCCCCGAAGCUUGUAACGUCCUCCGCGACGGCAGCAAGCAGACCAUUCAGGCGCCUGAAGUUGUGCCUGGUGACAUCCUCUUCUUCAAAGCCGGAGACAAGUUACCGGCCGACAUUCGUUUCAUUGACGUUUCUUCCGAUUCCAAGUUCGACCGGAGUAUUCUGACAGGAGAAUCACUUCCUUUGGCCGCCGUUGUCGACUCAACAGACCCCAACUAUCUGGAGACGAGAUGCAUCGGGAUGCAAGGUACACACUGCACUUCCGGAAGCGGCAUUGGCAUUGUCGUCUCUACUGGUGACAGCACGGUUUUCGGCCACAUUGCGAAGUUGACCAGUCAGCCUUCGACCGGUAGGACCACUCUGCAAAAGGAGAUCUAUCGUUUCGUCAUCAUCAUUGUUUCACUCAUGGUCGCCAUGAACGUUAUUGUGGUUGCUGUCUGGGCAGGGUACAUCCGCCACGCGUAUCCACACUACAUCAAUGUCCCCAAACUUAUUGUAAACAUUGUGAGCGUGGCCAUCGCGUUUGUCCCCGAAGGACUGCCUAUUGCGCUCACCGCAUCCCUGACAAUCACGGCCAACAUCAUGAGACAGAACAAUAUCCUCUGCAAGUCGCUGAAAACGGUGGAAACCCUUGGAUCCGUUUCCGUCCUCUUGUCCGACAAGACCGGCACUUUGACCAAGAACCAAAUGGUUGUGACGGACUGCCUGGUGGGUCUCAAGACCAUGACUGCCAUAGAAGCAGCGCAAGAUGUUAUUGUCGAGAAGUCCGAAGGCCACUCCAGAAAGGCAGCGCUCGAGCAACUCCGCGUGGUCUCGGGUGUUUGUAAUGCCGGAGAAUUCGACCCUACCACAAUCCAUCUGCCCUUGAACGAGAGGAGGAUCAUCGCCGAUGCAACUGACCAAGCCAUCUUCAGAUUGUCUGAAAGUCUCGGUUCUGUCAAUGAGUCUAGGGACAUGUGGCGCAAGAGAUUCGACCUGGCUUUCAACUCGAAGAACAAGUUUGCUCUUCGUGUUUCCUCUGCCACUUCGGAAGCUGCAGCGGCCAUGACUGUGAGUGCGGCGGAGAAAGCUUCGUUCGAUGCCGACAACGACAUGCUCCUGAUGAUCAAAGGUGCCCCGGACAUCCUCCUCCCGAGAUGCACAAAGUAUGUCGGCGAGGACGGCGAAGUUCACGAGCUUGAUGACCGCGUUCGAACCUCUACCGAGGCUACCAAAGACUCCUGGUCGAGCCAGGGCAAACGAGUCAUCCUUCUCGGGCGCAAGCCACUUCCUGCGAGUGAUCUAAAGAGCGAUCCGAAUGACAACGAGUUCGAGCCAGAAGCUAUCCAGCAUGCUCGUGCAGGGUUGACGCUCAUUGCACUGGUCGGUAUUGUCGAUCCGCCCCGAGACGAAGUGCCCAGUGUAAUCGAGACCCUCCGCCGUGCAGGGAUCCGCACGAUGAUGGUUACAGGUGACUUCAAGUUGACCGCCCAAGCCAUUGCUCGCUCAUGUGGCAUCAUCACUCUGCCAGACGCCCAAAUUCACACGAUUGACAACCUGCCGCGCUUCGGUUCAGAAACGGGUGAGGACACCAAAUCGGUAUCUCGGUUCUCCAGGUCGAAAGCACCCAAGAAGACCCUGCUCCCGGGCGACAAGAAGGCCAUCGUCCUGACAGGCCCAGACCUCAUCACCCUCAUGCCUCACCAAUGGCACGCCCUAACAACAGAGUAUACGGAGAUCGUCUUCUCCCGGACCACACCUGACCAAAAAUUGCGCAUCGUCAAAGAAUUCCAGUCCCGCGACUACAUCGUUGCCAUGACGGGCGACGGUGUCAACGACGCACCUAGCCUGAAACAAGCCGACAUCGGCAUCGCGCCGUCCUCGGGCUCAGACAUCGCUAUCGAAGCAUCUGACAUGGUGUUGCUUGAUUCCUUCUCCGCCAUUCCCGAAGCCGUUCUCUAUGGACGCGUGGUCUUUGACAACCUCAAGAAGACAAUCGCAUAUCUCCUCCCAGCUGGAUCGUUUGCCGAAUUCUGGCCAGUCAUGACAAGUGUGGUUUUCGGUCUUCCACAAGUUCUGUCAAGUUUCCUCAUGAUCAUCAUCUGUUGUUUCACCGAUUGCGUGACAGCCACGAUGCUCGCCUAUGAGAAACCCGAAGCCGACGUCAUGUUACGACCUCCCCGCGACGUCCACGCUGACCGCCUGGUAGACUGGCGUCUGCUGCUGCAAGCGUAUGGCUUCAUCGGCUUACUCGAAACCCUCAGCUCCUUUGCCAUGAGCUUCUGGUACCUCUCCCGUAAGGGCUUGUCGUUUGGUGAUCUGUGGUUCUCAUUCGGCAACGGACCCACUCCACCAGGCAUGUCCACAGACGAGGUCGCUUAUCAUCUCAAUGUCGCGAGCAGUAUCUACUUUGUCACACUUGUGGUCAUGCAGUGGUUCAGUGUCAUGGCGUUGAGGACCCGUCAUCUGUCCAUAUUUCAGCACCCACCUAUUUUCAACAAGCAGACGCGCAACUUGUUGUUGUUCCCUGCUAUUCUCUUCGCUUUGAUUGUGGCUUUGAUCUUCACAUUUGUGCCUGGGAUUUCGGAGCUUGGAUGUGAGAAUGUGCCUGUCGAAUACUGGUUUUUGCCUCUGGCGUUUGGUCUUGGGAUUUUGUCGUUGGACGAGUUGAGGAAGAUGUUGGUUAGGAGGUAUCCCAACGGCGUUUUGGCGAGGAUGGCAUGGUAGAUGGCACAGAUGAAACUUACAUGAAGAUUAGAUUUGCACUUCCUUGAAUAUCUGAGAGCUGAGUGCAACCGGCGUGCGACGGUGAAGUUUUAGACUGUGUUGAUGCAUGGGCGAAUAAACGGAUUCUUGUGUAUGGCAGACCAACGACAUAUGAUCUGCCUCGUUGCAACCCAAGAGGCACCCUAUAGACAUCGAUAGUAAUCCGUACCUUGACCGGAACAUAUUGAUAGACAUUAAUAUUGCUUGGCUGGGAAGGCUUGCGUAAG
Exophiala viscosa is the source of this 3829-nucleotide messenger RNA. RefSeq lists its product as uncharacterized. Gene Ontology annotation, cellular component: plasma membrane. Gene Ontology annotation, molecular function: P-type sodium:potassium-exchanging transporter activity; ATP binding; ATP hydrolysis activity. The record is from RefSeq and is a predicted model, not a curated record. Bases 126 to 3563 code for a protein of 1145 amino acids. The transcript has a single exon. NCBI's taxonomy places the organism in Eukaryota, Fungi, Ascomycota, Eurotiomycetes, Chaetothyriales, Herpotrichiellaceae. Gene Ontology annotation, biological process: intracellular sodium ion homeostasis; intracellular potassium ion homeostasis; potassium ion import across plasma membrane.